AUGUCCAUCCGGUUCCGUCGCUACAGACCCCGUCUGCCCGGCGGAGAGCUGGCGCCGAUGCCCUGGCCGGUGUCCCUGUAUCGCCUCCUGAACCACAUCGCCUGGCCACUGGAGGCGGAUUCGGGUCGCUGGAGCGUUCUCCUCGACCGGGUGCUGAUUUUCGUGGGCUUCCUCGUCUUCUGCGAGCACAACGAGGUGGACUUCCACUACCUGAUAGCCAAUCGGCAGGACAUGGACAACCUACUGACGGGCAUGCCCACGUAUCUGAUCCUUGUGGAGAUGCAGAUACGCUGCUACCAGCUGGCCUGGCACAAGGAUCGCUUCCGGGACCUGCUGCAGCGUUUCUAUGCGGAGAUCUACGUGAGCGAGGAGGCGAUGCCCCAGUUGUUUGCCGGCAUCCAGAGGCAAAUGCUGGCCACGCGGCUCAACUCCACCGUCUAUCUGCUGGCCCUGUUCAACUUCUUUCUGGUCCCGGUGACGAACGUCAUCUACCACCGCCGCGAAAUGCUCUACAAGCAGGUGUAUCCCUUCGACAACACCCAGCUGCAGUACUUCAUCCCGCUGCUGGGGCUCAACUUCUGGGUGGGAUUCGUCAUCACCAGCAUGCUCUUCGGCGAACUGAAUGUGCUGGGCGAGCUGAUGAUGCACUUGAACGCCCGCUACGUCCAGUUGGGCCAGGAUCUCCACCGCUCAGCCCACAAACUUUUGGAGGGGCGUGGCACUGCGAACAUAGCCACCAGAUAUCGCCUGCUCCUGACCCACAUCCUGCGGCGGAAUGCGGCCCUCAGGGACUUUGGCCAGCGAAUGGAGGAGGAGUUCAGCUUUCGCAUCUUCGUCAUGUUUGCCUUCAGUGCCGGUCUCCUCUGCGCCCUCUUCUUUAAGGCUUUUACGAACCCCUGGGGUAAUGUGGCUUAUAUUGUGUGGUUCCUGGCCAAGUUCAUGGAGUUGCUGGCCCUUGGCAUGCUUGGGUCCAUUCUCCUCAAAACGACAGACGAACUGGGAAUGAUGUACUAUACCGCCGACUGGGAGCAGGUGGUCCAUCAGUCGGACAAUGUGGGCGAGAAUGUCAGGCUGAUGAAACUGGUGAGCCUGGCCAUUGAACUCAACUCGAGACCCUUCUUCAUGACGGGCCUAAAAUAUUUCCGGGUCAGUCUGACGACAGUGCUGAAAAUCAUCCAGGGUGCCUUCUCCUACUUCACGUUUCUAAACUCGAUGCGGUGAGCUGUGCCGCAUUGCUGGAAUAAUUGUGUUGCCAAUCAUUUGGAAAUUAUGCGCUCCCCGGUAUCAUUUGUGGCCUGACCCAUGACCAUUUGUCCGCACCGAAACGGGAUGCAUAGCCCCACGCCCACCGCCCCCAUUCACCUUUUGUGUGCUGCAUAUCCGCUGACAACAAUGGAGCUUUCGAGCGCAUUCAAGGAUAUUAACACGUGCAUGACUGUGAUUUAUGCACCCCCCAACUCGGCGGAGUUGUGCAAGCAGCAGGCGAAAGUACAACUGCAUCUGCCAGUCGGGCCAUCAUCAAUCCACUGGCACUCCACUCCACUCCCGACUCCGGAGCAGCACUUUUAGGACGGGCGAAACUAAAUUUGCUGCUGCGUUGACAGCUGCAAUCCGAAGACGUUACCCGGCACAUAUCCAUAUCGAUAUCUAUAUCCAUAGCCCAAUCCAUAUAGCCAUAACUGUCAGCCAUGACUGAGUGGCAGCAAUUGGCAGGGGUGAGCGGCUGCCGGAGAUAUCGUGGCACUAUAUGUCUAUCUAUAGGUACAUGCUCAUCCACUGGCAUUGGCACAAUGCAAUAUAUUCACUAUUCCAGCGCUAUUCCAUACAGCUGUGCUCAAAAUAAUAGUUUGCAUGCUAAAAACAAGAGCUUAUUAAGAUUCAAAAGGUUAAUAAGUCUUGUUUUUUGUGAGUAUAUUUAUUACACUUUUA
This is a messenger RNA of Drosophila elegans, 1929 nucleotides long. It is a transcript of the gene Or74a, whose product is annotated as odorant receptor 74a. Bases 1 to 1221 code for a protein of 406 amino acids. The record is from RefSeq and is a predicted model, not a curated record. NCBI's taxonomy places the organism in Eukaryota, Metazoa, Arthropoda, Insecta, Diptera, Drosophilidae. The transcript has 4 exons. Gene Ontology annotation, molecular function: olfactory receptor activity; odorant binding. Gene Ontology annotation, cellular component: plasma membrane. Gene Ontology annotation, biological process: detection of chemical stimulus involved in sensory perception of smell; sensory perception of smell.